This is a messenger RNA of Exophiala aquamarina CBS 119918, 2244 nucleotides long. RefSeq lists its product as uncharacterized. Gene Ontology annotation, cellular component: membrane; endoplasmic reticulum. Gene Ontology annotation, biological process: GPI anchor biosynthetic process. NCBI's taxonomy places the organism in Eukaryota, Fungi, Ascomycota, Eurotiomycetes, Chaetothyriales, Herpotrichiellaceae. The record is from RefSeq and is a predicted model, not a curated record. The transcript is spliced from 2 exons. The coding region runs from base 1 to 2244 and encodes 747 amino acids.
AUGGUCGAAAACGAUGAUGGCAUGUUACGAGUUUUCUGGCCCAACAAUCUCACUCGCUCCACCACACCCGGUGUGAUAGUUGGGUGGAGGAAUUCCGCGCUGGAUUUGUUCGUCAUUACAAUCCUGGAAGAUGUCGAGGUACGCAGCGUCGAAACGGCUCUGAGAAUGGGCACGCUUUUCAGGAACAGCUUGUAUCCUGUCACUCGAAUCUUCCAGCUUUGUGACAAGCCAAACAUGCACGUCCUGGGCACGCUCAACCAUCCAGAUCUCCCAGAAGUAUUUGACCCUUCGAAAUUGUGUGCCUUUAUACUGCCAACCAGCAAGAGGCCAUAUCUGUACUGUCCAACGGACACCGGCUUAUCUGUCCAGAUCAUCCUGUUCGAUCCCCCGAAUCCCACUCAACUGCAAUACAUGUCCCUUGAGCCAAUCUCACUCACAUUCGGCCCACCCGCCACCUCCAAGAUGGUAGUAUCUCAGUCAGGAGACGAGAUCGACGCUGAAGAACAUCAGGAGCGCAAGUCAGCAACUCGGCUGGUUACAAAGCUUCGCUUUCACACGGUUGUUCGGCAUUCGGCCACGAAUAAGGACGUUGCACUGAACACUAUUCUUCGCCAAAUCAACUGCGCUCAAGAGGUAGCUGAUCUUCUGCAAAAGAAUAGCCCCCUCGUGGGACCUCGCAGGAAGCGAAGCUUGUCUGUGAGCGAAAGGGUUGUCGAGUCGGCACAAUCACUCUAUGCCUUUGCUGCGUGGAAUCUGUGGAAUCUAUUCAUGACUUCUGCAUACCCUACUCUGCUUUGGCUCUUCAAGGUUGCCAUCAUCGUGCAUCGAGUUGUGGCAGAGGCGGUUCUCCAGAUCCUAGAAUGGCGUCUGCCCUUCCAGGCGAGACGACUCAUGCAGGGCCAGACUGUGGUCAAGGGUGGAUUCGCUCUGAAAGACAUAUCUGCCUGCUGUCAGCAAGUUCACCUGCGGCUACAGCAAUUCUCGUACUAUCCGACCCAGUACUCACUGCUUCAGAAACGGCAUGCGACAUGGUCCUCGUUCCCAACUACUAACAGUGAUUACAUCCGCUUCUACAAUUCACUCUGGCUAGUUGCGAAUGAUGUCAUCAUCGGUAUUGCUCUCGGGAGCUUUAUCAACGACAAUGCUCGGACUACCGCACAGUUCAUCGGCGAUGUGCUUGAUCAAUAUAUGAUUGAGGGUCUCAAACGGAUGAUACGCUGGCUUAUGUCGUACCCAGGUGGCCUCAAGCUCAACACCGAACUGGCUGCGUUUUUAGGUGACCUGUUCUUGUGGGUGAUCGAAUACUGGUCCUCCACGUUACUCCUGGUCAUUCUUCCCAGACUUCCAAUCAUUGUCUAUUUAAUAGGCUUCUCGUCAUUCGCCGGUGCCAGUAUGCCGAUUGCGAUCUUUUCUGAUCUGCUCAGUCUGAUGACUAUCCACAUUUAUUCAUUCUAUGUUGCCAGUGCCCGCAUCUUCAAUUGGCAGCUCACCAUUAUCAUCAGCUUAUUCCAUCUAUUCCGAGGGAAGAAACGAAAUGUCUUGCGAAAUCGAAUUGACAACUGCGAUUAUGACUUGGAUCAGCUGUUGCUCGGUACCAUUUUGUUUACAUUGCUCUUCUUCCUGCUCCCGACAGUCGUGGUAUUUUACUUGACAUUUGCUUCGGCAAGAAUGGCCAUCAUUUCUCUGAAGGCGACAUUAGACGCCUGCCUGGCGUUUCUAAACCAUUUCCCGUUGUUUGCAUUAAUGCUCAGGAUCAAAGACUGCAAGAGGCUGCCUGGAGGCCUCCACUUCCAAUUACUCGAUACGGAGCAGAUUCACGUGCCUCGCCAGGAGGAGACUCAGCAAGAGGGCCGAGAUGAGGGCGAAGACGCAAGCAGCGAAGACAGCGAGACAGGAUCCAUUUCGAUGAGUGUGGCUUACAUCUGUCUGUCGUCGACGCCGCUGUCUCUGAGGCAGAUCUUCGAGCAGUACUUUCAGUUGUGGGCACGUAUCCGGCGGCAUUAUCUGUCGCCUAAGGUGAUGCUGAGGCUACUGACGGGACGCUUUGUUCCACCUCUUGGGAGGAACGAGAUGUAUGGGCUCCAAUACUCGGCCCUACCACGAGAUAGGGCCACGAUUGGAGAGGUAUGGGACAGCUUGAGUGAAUUGCAUCCCAAUGAUUCUGCCACGAAGAAGUCUUCACCAUCUCUGCAUAAUGAAUCCCUCGGAGUAUAUGGCAAUACAAUUGGAAGGUGUUGGAAAUAG